Molecule: messenger RNA, 1848 nt
Organism: Stylophora pistillata
Lineage: Eukaryota; Metazoa; Cnidaria; Anthozoa; Scleractinia; Pocilloporidae
Product: deoxyribonuclease-1
Biological process (GO): DNA catabolic process
Cellular component (GO): nucleus
Molecular function (GO): DNA binding; deoxyribonuclease I activity
Source: RefSeq, a predicted model, not a curated record
GAAUAAUAUUUGACUUUUUCAGACAGCCGCCACGGAGUAGAUUUUCACCGUAAAACUUACGAAUUAUCUUGAUUUGUGCCGUUUUGUCUUGUUUUCAAACUUUUGGACGUUGUAAAGCCAAAUGGUGGCAAAAAUAUCGAGCGAAUUUGAAUUAUAACGGGCUGACUCUGCCUUCUUGUAAUUUAUUUUUUCGGGUUUUGGUUGCUUUUUUUUAAUCCCUGAUUUUCCGUAAAGUAGCAUUUAAUGCGUACUCUGAAGUGUCCAUUUUUUAUGUAGUGCCCAUCUCACCUGUCUUCGGGGAUGUUACAUUAGUCUAAGAGAGUCUCCUAAUUUGUAGGUACAAGAGAGCUUUUUUCUUUGGUAUGUAGUGUCGUUAAAAUGGGUUUUACCACUUUGGCUUGUUUCGUUGCGACACUUUCCCUGUUUUUCCUCAACGAAAAUUUUGAUAAAGCUAGCCAGCAUGUGCAUGCUGCCGAAAACAUUCAGCGGCCAUUCUUUGCUGAGUUUCCUGAUGAGCACAAGUCACGAAUGCGAAGAGACAAUUCACAGAAAGAGCCCACCAAUCUGAAAAUUGCAGCUUUCAACGUCCAAAUAUUUGGCAAGAAGAAAAUGGCGACACCAGGAAUACCAGAACUUCUUGUUAAGAUUGUUCUUCGCUAUGAGGUCAUUCUUAUCCAAGAGAUCAGAGAUGCCUCUGGUAAAGCGAUUCUUAAAUUGCUGUCGCUAGUAAACAAAAAUUCUACUAAAGGGAUUUACGAUAUCACCAUCAGUCCGCGACUUGGAAGAUCUUCAAGCAAAGAACAAUACGCGUUCCUGUUUAGGAAAGACGUUUUAUCUGUUAAACAUAAUUAUACCUACGAUGACGGCCGAGAAGAUCUUCAGAGUGAUACUUUUGAAAGGGAACCAUAUAUUGUUCACUUUUACUCUUCAGUGACCGAUAUCACAGAUUUUGUGCUUGUUGCUAUUCACACUUCUCCGGCGAAAGCUAACGAAGAAAUAGACGAACUUGUUGUUGUAUACGACGACGUUAUCAGGAAACUUAACAUAACAGACGUGAUAAUCCUUGGUGACUUAAAUGCAGCCUGCAGCUUCAUGAGUGACAGCAAAUGGAAAACCAAUCGAUUGGCCAAUGACGUGCGAUUUCAUUGGCUCAUUUCUGAUUGCGUAGAUACCACUGUAGCUGGAGAACAGUGUGCCUAUGACCGAUUCGUUGUUGCUGGAGAUGCCAUGUUGAAUGCAGUUAUUGCGUCAAGUGCGGAGAGUUAUAAAUAUGACCAAGAGUUGGAUAUCAAUGAGACCAUGGCAGUUCUUGUGAGUGAUCACUAUCCAAUUGAAAUGCAAAUUGUUACGAAAGAACUGGCUACAGCUUUGAAUUCCAUAUCAAGGAGUGUUGAACAUUCUUUCAAAAUGAAACUGCCUCCAAGUCUGAACAAGAGAAAAAUAUUCGGGAAGAGAAAAACUUUGGAAGCAGCAGAAUUCACAGUUGAAAGAACAUAUACUAAAACCAGAGCAACCAGCAGAAUGAUAUUCAGAAAAGACUUUGUAAACAUCAAGGAAGCACUCGGUGUAGUUCAAAUCCUAAAGGAAAAAACCACUGACUCCAUCAUCACUGUUGCUCAAACCCAAAACACAGAGUUCUUUUUGACAGGACCAUGGAUACAAGAAGAACAAUUAUUGUAUAACAAAACUGGAACUGUUAAACUUGUUUGUGAAAUGUACCCUCAGCCUAGCUGCUGGAUCUCUUUGCUAUUUAACUGAUGAGGGCAAGCUCAACUCUUAUACUCAAGUUGUAUCCUUAAUGUUGUGGCUGCAUAAUAAAGUACCAUUUCGAUGGCAGACUUUAACUCA